CAGCAGCAGUAACUGAUCUCCUUAGAAUGGUUCAACUAUAUUCUGUCCAGCAACGUAUGAUGGGAUCUGCAUGUAUGCUAGUAAUAUUGGUGAUUACGACUUUCUUGCUGAUGGCUGUACCUCACGCUUUGGCACAUAAUCAUCCCUGCCGAAGACACGGUCAACCUUGUCAGGCUACGGACGCACGGGGCUCAUGCUGCGAUGGCCAUGUUUGUGAAUACGACUCCAGCUCAAUGAUGAAUACCUGCAGAAAAUAGAAGC
Messenger RNA from Zychaea mexicana, 261 nucleotides. RefSeq lists its product as uncharacterized. The coding region runs from base 27 to 257 and encodes 76 amino acids. The record is from RefSeq and is a predicted model, not a curated record. Lineage: Eukaryota; Fungi; Mucoromycota; Mucoromycetes; Mucorales; Lichtheimiaceae. The transcript has a single exon.